This is a messenger RNA of Triticum turgidum subsp. durum (durum wheat), 795 nucleotides long. The record is from the annotation of a GenBank genome assembly. NCBI's taxonomy places the organism in Eukaryota, Viridiplantae, Streptophyta, Magnoliopsida, Poales, Poaceae.
AUGGACGUUCUACUAGUGUUUGAAAUGUCAAACUACUUCUAUGGGGCUGUGCUCUCCGCUGCCGCUGACCAGGGCCAUAUGCACGGCAGCUGCCACUCGAGGCCCUUUAAUUUGGUCUUGAUGGCCCCGUGCCAAGGCUCCCAAAACGAUGGUCCACCCAUCGCUUGCGUAUACUCCUCGGAGACUGGACUAUGGGGCGAUCUGAUCUCAACAACAGAUCGGUGUGAGUUUGUUCAUUGUAAUCCUGGGAUCCUUGUUGGUAAUGUCCUUUACUGGUCAUCUAAGAGUGUGAGUGCCGAAUCAAAUUAUUUGGAUUUGGAUGAGCUCGGGGACGACAUAAUUGAGUUUGAUUUGGAUAGCCAGAGUCUUGCUUUGAUCAAGGGGCCUCGAGGACUGAAUUAUUCCACCACACAUCAGAUAAUCCAGUUAGAGGAUGGUGAUCUUGGUCUUGCCAUAUUGUCUCAUGGUAGAUUUGAAAUGUGGCAGAGGAAGGUCAGUUGUCAUGGUGGUGCUACAUGGUUCUUGCAGAAGACUGUUGAAAUACAUACUAUUCUUGGGCUCCCUCCUCAGGUGGAGGGAUCGAUGAGAGGGGUGGAAAUACUGGGGUAUGAUGAGGUUAAUGGUGUAAUGUUUUUAUUUUUGGACACCAAUGUCUACAUGCUUCAAGUGAUGUCAAUGCAAUCCAGGAAGCUUCAUCAAAGCCGUUAUGCCAAUAACUGUCAUCCUUUCACAAGUUUCUAUGGACCAGCCAUUCCUGAUGGAUACGGUGGAGCUGAAAUGCUGCAAGAUAUGUAG